Messenger RNA from Penicillium angulare, 2187 nucleotides. RefSeq names its product serine/threonine protein kinase nimA (gene nimA). Bases 1 to 2187 code for a protein of 728 amino acids. Lineage: Eukaryota; Fungi; Ascomycota; Eurotiomycetes; Eurotiales; Aspergillaceae. The transcript is spliced from 3 exons. Gene Ontology annotation, cellular component: nucleus; centrosome; cytoplasm. The record is from RefSeq and is a predicted model, not a curated record. Gene Ontology annotation, biological process: chromosome segregation; protein phosphorylation. Gene Ontology annotation, molecular function: protein kinase activity; ATP binding.
AUGGCGAUCGCUUUGGCUGAGGCGGAUAAGUAUGAGAUCUUGGAGAAGAUUGGUUGUGGUUCCUUCGGCAUCAUCCGUAAGGUCAAGCGGAAAUCAGAUUCCUUCAUCCUGUGCCGAAAGGAGAUCAACUACAUUAAGAUGUCUCAGAAGGAACGCGAACAGCUCACGGCCGAGUUCAACAUCCUGAGCUCGCUUCGACACCCGAACAUCGUCGCCUACUACCACCGUGAACACCUCAAAGCCAGCCAAGACCUUUACCUUUACAUGGAAUACUGCGGCGGUGGGGACCUGAGUAUGGUCAUCAAGAAUCUCAAGAAGGCCAAUAAGUACGCCGAGGAGGAAUUCGUGUGGAGGAUCUUGUCCCAGCUUGUCACGGCGCUGUUCCGUUGUCACUAUGGCUCCGAUGCUGCUGAGGUGGGCUCAAACAUUCUCGGCGCGCCACCCAAGGCCUCUGGACUCAAGGGAAAGCAGGGACAGGUCACGAUUCUGCAUCGUGAUCUGAAGCCAGAGAACAUUUUCCUUGGUAGCGACAACACCGUCAAGCUUGGGGACUUCGGCCUCUCUAAGCAAAUGCAGUCCCACGACUUCGCAUCAACCUAUGUCGGAACCCCAUUCUACAUGUCGCCUGAAAUCUGUGCUGCUGAGAAGUAUACCCUUCGUUCUGAUAUCUGGGCUGUUGGAUGUAUUAUGUAUGAGCUUUGCGCGAAGGAGCCUCCUUUCAACGCUCGCACACAUAUCCAGCUUGUUCAAAAGAUUCGCGAGGGGAAGUUCGCUCCUCUCCUCGAUUUCUAUUCCCCAGAGCUGAAGAAUGUUAUCGGAAGCUGUCUGCGCGUCAACCCUGAUCACCGUCCGGACACUGCUGCUCUCAUCAAUCUUCCAAUUAUUCGAUUGAUGCGCAAAGAGAAGGAGGUCGUUGAUCUUGGUCGUACUCUUCGUCGCCGCGAGGAGGUGGCCGUUCAAAAGGUCCGCGAGAUGGAGCAGAAUCUUGCAAAGAUUGAGAAAGAGAAGCAGCAAAUGAAGGCUGAAAUCGAGAACACCGUUCGACGCGAGUGGGAAGUUAAAGCCCGACUGGAGAUCGACCGACAAGUUCAAAGCGAACUCGACCGACUACGAAAACGUUUCGAGACGGAAGUCCAGGAUCGUGUUUCAUUGGAGCUGCAGAAGGAAAAGACUAAGAGGAAUAGCAGUCCUCAUGAUAUCUUCCGGACAAGUACCCGGGCUUCAAACUCCUCUCAGUCAUCCUCAUCUCGCGACAGCGGCCGCGGCUCUCGAUCUUCUGCGACGUUGACUGAUGAUAGCGAUGCUCCUUCUAUUGCCGAUAUCCCACCCAUGCCUGAAUCCCCAACAUCAAACGGCCGUAAGAAGCCUAAGAAGGAGGCCCGUACUCCUUUCUGCCGUUCAAAGACAACGGUUGUUGACUCACCUAUGGACGUACAAAUGGGCGAACCCUCCCCCAUCUCAAUCGCCUCUCUUUCCCUGUCUCCCCGCCGUACCUCCGCGGCAGCUGGUUCUGGCCGCAACAUCUUCGCCGAAGCCGAGCGUAACAAGGCUAAAUGGGAACCCACAUUGGCAUACUCCGAUGACGAAGAUGAUACCCCCGAUUUACCUUCUCCCACCCGCCCAAAGGUAAAGCCAGAUCCAUUCAAGGCUCCAUCUCGACCUCUCCUCCGCCAAAACACAGCAACUCUCAUGCAAAAGCUCAGCACACAACCACCACUCUUCCCAUCAAAUGGCUCCCGUCUUCCUCAAAUGUCCGGUGGUCCUUCCUCUUCUCAAUCCGAUACCCGCAGCAUGAGUGAAAGUCGCUCCAAAUCACCUCAUAGACGUCUUUCUAAAAUUCCUUCCUCGGCUAACCUUGCUGCUGAUGCUGGAUCUGGAUCUCCUACUCGGAAGAAUAGUUCUAAGCAGACCAGCCCUACCAAGGGUAAUGCUGGUGGAGAUGAGAUGUUUAAGGCUGUCAUGCAGCGCAACAUGGGUGGUCGCACCCUCGUGGAACUCGCGCAGGCUCGUGCCGGUGGUCGUCCUGUGGAUGAUAUGAAGCGUUGCGCAAGCGACUCACGCGCUACAGCUCCUACUUGCAGUCUAAAGGCGUCUGAUCGUGAUCCUCCUGCUAUUUGGGAUCCUGAGCGCGAUGAAAUGCCCAGUCCCUUCCUAGCUCGCGGGAAGGUCAUCCGUAACCUGCGUUAA